CUAAUAUCCAAGAUGGCGGCGGAGGGAGGAGGGAAGGAGGCGAACGAGAUCAAAACUCAAUUCAGCACACGCGAGGGCGUUUAUAAACUCCUGCCGAACUCCGAAUAUAGCCGUCCGAACCGCGUGCCUUUCAACUCGCAGGGCUCAAAUCCGGUUAAAGUGUCGUUUGUGAACGUAAACGACCAGUCCGGUAACGGCGAGAGAAUCUGUUUCAAUGUGGGCCGAGAGCUUUACUUUUACAUUUAUAAAGGCGUCAAGAAGGCGGCGGACUUGAGCAAACCCAUAGACAAGCGUAUUUAUAAAGGAACUCUUCCCACAUGUCACGACUCUAAUGCGCUGACGGCCACGGCAGAGAGCGUCUCACUGUUAGUGGGCUUUUCUGCAGGACAAGUGCAGCUCAUCGACCCCAUCAAGAAGGAGACCAGCAAACUUUUAAUGAAGACACUCAUAGACAAGUCUGCGGUGACGUGUCUGAAGUGGAUCCCAGGAUCUGAGAAUCUGUUCCUGGUGUCGCACAGCAGCGGAUGUUUAUACCUGUACAACGUGGAGCACACUUGCGGAACCACUUCACCGCAUUACCAGCUCCUGAAGCAGGGCGAGAGCUACGCCGUCCACACUGGCAAGAGCAAAUCCGCCCGCAAUCCCCUGCUGCGCUGGACGGUCAGCGAGGGUGCGGUCAACGAAUUUGCAUUUUCGCCCGACGGAAAGUUUCUAGCGUGCGCCGGACAGGACGGAUUCCUGCGCGUUUUCUGCUUUGAUUCUGCCGAACUUCAUGGCACCAUGAAAAGCUACUUCGGCGGGCUGUUGUGUGUGUGCUGGAGCCCUGAUGGACGAUACAUCGUAACUGGCGGUGAAGACGAUUUAGUGACAGUUUGGUCAUUUUCAGACUCUCGCGUCAUCGCUCGCGGACGUGGACAUAAAUCGUGGGUUAGUGUAGUGUCGUUUGACCACUGCAUCACUAGCGUUCAGGACUGUGAUGCGGAAUUCAGUGGAAGCGAUGAAGAUUUUCAGCUGCAGUUCAACGGAAAUCGUGAACGCGCAAAUAGCGCACAGUCUAGAAUAUCGAAACGAAACUCUACAGAUGGCCGGAGCGUGACUUACCGGUUUGGUUCGGUUGGUCAAGACACGCAAAUGUGCUUGUGGGAUUUAACGGAAGAUAUUCUGUUUCCUCUAACGAGAACUAGAACUCAAACUAACGUCACGAACGCGGAAACGACGACGCUCGGUGCUAAUGGGAAUAAUAGCGCAAAUUCUCCAUUACCACGUUCGAAUAGUUUACCACAGUCAUCUGGUAACAGUCCGAUCGCUCAUAAACCACAGAGUAUCGUAGAUAGCGCUUUAAUCGCGACUGGGGUGAGUAAAUUCGCAACGCUAGCUCUGCACGAAGCGAGAAAGGAGAAGGAGCAUAAGCGCAAUCAUAGCAUAAGCUACAUUAGCAACAAGAGCAGCGACAAGCUGAAUCAGCUAAUAGGCUCACGCGGCGGUAAAUCGGACGGGUGUAAGACGCUGGGAACCAUGCAGUGUCCACGCAUGGAGGAGAUCCCGCUACUGGAGCCGCUUAUCUGCAAGAAAAUCUCCCACGAGCGGCUCACAGUUCUGAUCUUCCUGGAGGACUGUCUGGUCACGGCCUGUCAGGAGGGAUUCGUCUGCACGUGGGCGAGACCUGGAAAACUGGGUUUGUUGUCGUCCCAGAACCCGACCAACUCUCCCAGCGGGACAGUCGUAUAGCCAAAAACUGAGUCCAUCCGGACGCAUUCAGAUCACUGUUCACACUCGCAUCCAGAGCAGAUUUCACCGUUAAAUCAACCCAGAGGGAAACAAAUGCAGCAAUGCUCGGUUUUCUUCACAAUUAAAGGGAUAGUUCACAAAAAAAAUGGAAAUUUACAGUUCGUUUACUUGCCUUCCAGUCAUUGACGAUGCUUUUUUUUAAUUCAGCAGAACUUUAAAGAGGAUUUAUAGCUCUGUUUGUGAUCCAUGAUGAUUCUUGUAAUGUAAGUCAGUGGUUACCAGCUUUCUAGAUUAAAUUGAACACAUAAUAACAAGUCCACAUCACUUCCUCUAACUCCACGGGUCCGUUCUUCAUACGUGGAUUACUCAGUUAGCUGUAUUUGGAUAUUGACGAUUUGACACGAUCCAGGAUUGUUUAGUUCUUCAAAACUCAUCUGAGACUUGUUGUCGUAGCAACAGUUCUGGUAGCUCAAACCUGCUCGGAAGCAGGCUAUUUUCAUAUAAACAGGAUUAGAUGGGGUCAUUUCGAGCAAAGGUAUUACUAAAAGUAUGCAGCGAAUUCUGAUAUUUUCUCACAGUAGUUAUAUAGUAAAUAGUAAAUAUAUAUUUUUAACUAUGUAUAAAAAGUAAAAAAAUAUAUGUUAAUAAAACUUCAAUCUCCACUCCAAAAUAAAAGUACAAAGACUGCCACCUGGUGGUUCAAAGAGAACAUUUAUUGAUAUGAACUUUUUAGAUACAAACUCACAUGCACAAUUUUCCACUUCUUUUUCUAAAAGGAUAAUAAUAUAUGCAGUCAUGCACGUGUUUUGACCGCUAAUAUACCAGUGAUUUGAUGCUUUGCAAAGGUUGCAGACACCUUUACCGAUAUCAAAAUGCUUUUUUGAUGCAAAAUUAAUGUAUACAGUUAUUCCUUACGUCGAUUAAAAAAACUUGAGUAGGCCUAGGCUACUAUAAAGAAAAUCUUCUCUAAAUGUUGAACUACAUUGAUAUGCAUUGAAAUACAUGAUGAAUACUCUUGACAGAUGAGAGUGUAAAGCAUGCAGUUCACAACAGAUGUGUAAAGUUAUUGCGGAUCAUAUUUAACAAACCGUUUACUGAUAAUUUGAUGUCAUUUUGCUCACAUGGAUAAUUAAAUAUUAAUCAGAUGAUGUCAUUACGCUGCUGUGCCGUCAGCCAAUCAUUGCAUUGCUGAUCAUGAUAUAGAGGAUCGAUAGAUCUGUCCUUCACAACACACGCAUCUGUCUGUCUGUCUGUCUGUCUAUCCUUUUGUACAUGUAUCUAUCUGUCAGUCUGUCUGUCCGUCCAUCCAUCCAUCCAUCCAUUCAUUCGUAUAUGUACAGUAUCUAUCAAUCUGUGUCUAUCUAUCCAUCCAUCCGCCUAUAUAUAUAUAUCCAUCCAUUCUGCGAUCCAUAUAUAUAUUCGUCUGUCCGUCCAUGUAGCCUUACGUCUAUAUGUCCAUAUAUCCAUCCAUUCGUAUAUGUGUCUGUCUGUCUGUCUGUCUGUCUGUCUGUCUGUCUGUCUGUCUGUCUGUCUGUCUGUCUAUCUAUCUAUCUAUCUAUCUAUCUAUCUAUCUAUCUAUUUAUCUAUUUAUCGAUCUAUCUAUCUAUCUAUCUAUUUAUUUAUCUAUCUAUCCAUCCAUCCAUAUGUUUCUCUGUCUGUUUGUCCAUCCAUGCAUCCAUCUGUAUAUGUCUAUUCAUCUGUCCAUCCGUCUGUCUAUUAUCUAUAUAAUAUUGUAAAUAAUGUAGAUUUUCUUGCACAGACUGACCAUUUCUCUUCAUAAAGGCUCAGAGUUUGAUCAGGAGCCACAGGGAGUGAUGUGGACGUGCUGUUAUGUGUUUAAUUGAAUCUAAAAAAACAGGUAACCACUGACUGACAUUAUAAGAAUCACCAAACGCCACAGUCAGCUAAAAAUCUUCUUUAAUUCACAGCUGAAGAGAAAAGUCACCUACAUCUUGGAUGACUUGAAGUAGAGUAAAAUAACUGAAUUAUUAAUUAUUAAAUAACUAAAAUGUUCAUUUUUGGCCCUCAGUUUAAAGGGUGACACUUUAGUUUGAGUCACAAUUCACACUAUUAACUACAAACUCAUUGCCUGCCUAUUAUUAAUUAAGAUAUUAACUGUUUGUUAGCACUUAUAAAGUAUAUUAUUCUACAUCCUCAAUACUAAAACCCAUCUACUACCUUACUAACUAUCAAUAAGCAGAUAAUUAGUAGACUAUUGUGCUAAAAGUGGUUUGUGAUUAGCGUGAAUUGUACAUUAAAUGAAAGUGUUGCCAUUUAAAUUAAUGUAUAGAUGUUUCUGUCUGCCACGGGUUAAUACAAUUAACAUUUUUCCUUCAAUUCAGCAAUAAUUGUGCAACAAUUCAAUUCAUCUUUAUUUCUGUAGCGCUUUUACAAUGUAGAUUGUGUCAAAGCAGCUUAACGUAGAAGUUCUAGUCAGUUGAAACUGUGCCAGUCCAGUUUUCAGAGUUCUGUUCAGUUCAGUGUGGUUUAAUAUUCACUGCUGAAAGUCCAAACGCUGAAGAGCAAAUCCAUCCAUGCGCAGCUCUACAAGUCCCAAACCAAGCAAGCCGGUGGCGAGAAACAAACUUCACCGAUUGACGAAAGUGAAGGAGAAAACUAGGAGAGAAACCAGGCUCAGUUGGGCACGACCAUUUCUCCUCUGUCCAAACUUCCUGUGCAGAGCUGCAGUCCAGGCGCCGGAGGCUGGAGUUAACACUACUUUAAUAUCUUACAUGAGCAAAUGCAUUUAUUUAUUAUAUAUUUUCCCCAUAACCUCUUUCAGUUAGUGUGAAAUCUGAGUUAAUAUCUCACAAUUUUAACGUUUGUUUUUAUUUGUGCAAUUCUGAUAAUUAUUGUAAUUAAUUAUGUUGUAGAAGAAAGCUUGCAUAGAAGUGCAGUAUAUCCACCGUGUCUCAAAAAAUCCAAGCAAAUUAAUUCUGUCAGAAUUUCAUCAAAAUGCCUCCAACUUUAGCUUCCUUCAGCUUAGUUCCAUUAUUUAUCAGGGGUCGCCACAGCGGAAUGAACUACUAACUAUUCCCGCAAAUGUUUUACACAGCGGAUACUCUACGGCCAAUUUAGUUGAUCAAUUCCCCUAUAGCGCAUGUGUUUGGACUGUGGGGGACACCGGAGCACCUGGAGGAAACCCACGACAACAUGGGGAGAAGUACCGAUUCCUUCUCAUGGUGAUCGGCCGAGACCGAGUACCGAUUCCUUGUCAUGGUGAUCGGCCGAGAUCGAGUACCGAUUCCUUGUCAUGGUGAUCGGCUGAUACCGAGUACCGAUUCCCUGUCAUGGUGAUCGGCUGAUAUUGAGUACCGAUUCCUUGUCAUGGUGAUCGGCUGAUAUUGAGUACCGUUUCCUUGUCAUGGUGAUCGGCUGAUACCGAGUACCGAUUCCCUGUCAUGGUGAUCGGCUGAUAUUGAGUACCGAUUCCUUGUCAUGGUGAUCGGCUGAUAUCGAGUACCGAUUCCUUGUCAUGGUGAUCGGCUGAUAUUGAGUACCGAUUCCUUGUCAUGGUGAUCGGCUGAUAUUGAGUACCGUUUCCUUGUCAUGGUGAUCGGCUGAUAUUGAGUACCGAUUCCUUGUCAUGGUGAUCGGCUGAUAUUGAGUACCGAUUCCUUGUCAUGGUGAUCGGCUGAUACCGAGUACCGAUUCCCUGUCAUGGUGAUCGGCUGAUAUUGAGUACCGAUUCCUUGUCAUGGUGAUCGGCUGAUAUUGAGUACCGUUUCCUUGUCAUGGUGAUCGGCUGAUACCGAGUACCGAUUCCCUGUCAUGGUGAUCGGCUGAUAUUGAGUACCGAUUCCUUGUCAUGGUGAUCGGCUGAUAUCGAGUACCGAUUCCUUGUCAUGGUGAUCGGCUGAUAUUGAGUACCGAUUCCUUGUCAUGGUGAUCGGCUGAUAUUGAGUACCGUUUCCUUGUCAUGGUGAUCGGCUGAUAUUGAGUACCGAUUCCUUGUCAUGGUGAUCGGCUGAUAUUGAGUACCGAUUCCUUGUCAUGGUGAUCGGCCAAUAAAGAGUACCGAUUGCUUGUCAUGGUGAUCGGCCAAUAAAGAGUACCGAUUCCUUGUCAUGGUGAUCGGCUGAUAUUGAGUACCGAUUCCUUGUCAUGGUGAUCGGCCGAUAUUGAGUACCGAUUCCUUGUCAUGGUGAUCGGCCGAAUAUAUAUAUUAAAUAUAUUUAAUAUUUUUCUAUAGCAUAUAAAUUUGGCUUUACUAGUUUUUGGAGCAUUAUUAUAAGUUAUUUAGUUAGAUAAGCUCCAGGUUUGGCUUCAGUAGUGACUAAUCUAAUGUAUAGACCAUUUUGAGGGAUGUAAACAAAAACAAUGGUCACAACGUAUUUCCUGUUUCACAUUUUUAAUUUCUAGAGCUUCUGAGAAUCCAAACAGAGCCACAUAUUGAUCAAUAAUGUCAUGAUAGCUGUUGUUCCAGGUAUGAAAUAGUUUGAUAACAAUCAGGAAAUGUUCAUGGGCAAAUGAGUGUACUUAUAUAUGCUGAGCACUGAAUAUUAUUGCUCGUUUUUUUGGAGACACGGUGUGUUAUCAGUAGUACUAUAAUAAAAUGUGUUGUGCCAAUUCUUUAGAUAAAUACACAGGUCUGAACAGGGUAACUCUUCACUUCUAGUACAUUUAAGCAAAUUAUUAUUUUGCUAACACUUUAAUAUAAGCUUAAAUUAAGUAUUUACUACCAUGAAUAAUACAUUUAUUACAGGAUUUAUUCAUCUCUGUUAAUGUUAGAUAAUAAAAAUAGUCACGCAUUGUUAGUUUAACUCGCAGUGCAUUAACUAAUGUUAACAAGCAUUCAUUAAUAUGUUAAUAAUGCACUAGUUAAUGUUAAACUAUGAUUAAUAAAUGCUGUGCAAGUAUUGUUCAUGUUAGUAAAUACAUUAAUGAAACCUAAUAGUAAAGUGUGACCACUAUUAUUUAAUGUUUUAAUAUUUCUCGACAGAGAAUUGGGGAAUAAUCAAGAAAAUAUUGCCAUAAUUAAAACAAACACACAUUUUUAAUGGUAAUCUGCUGUGAAAUAUGAUGUUCUGAGUGUCUGCUGUUGAGUUCAGCAUUUUCAGUAAUUGUUCUCAUUGUUUUGUUGAUUUUCUUCUACUAUAUAGAUAGAUAUAGUCAUAGUUUGUGGAUCACUGUCUAAUCCUUCCUCUCUUCCACUGGAAAAACCAGCAGACUGUGUGUUUGUGGAGCUCUUUGGCACUGAUUGUGUGUGUUUUUAUUUUCUGUAUAUGUUGAAAUCAUGCUUCUGUUAAAGAGUCAAAGGAGAAAAUCUUUUUUUGCACUAAAUAACUGGAUGAAAACGGCUUUAUAAAUGUGCAGAGGACUCGCUGGAAAUGCUGUACGUGCAUUAAAGAAGGAGACAUCUCUUGGAAAAUGUAUUUUACUAUUGUUUCAGAUGAAACGGGUUAUUGUACAGUGUGUAAAUAGUGUAAAUGACUGAUUUAUGAUGGAUUGAAAUAAUAAUAAUGACACGGGAUAGGACACAGUUGUAUUUCUAAUACAGAGGAAUUUAUAUAAAUCUAUAUAUAUAUAUAUAUCUGAAAUUAAAAUGAUGUUAUGUUUA
This is a messenger RNA of Danio aesculapii, 7288 nucleotides long. It is a transcript of the gene wdr20b, whose product is annotated as WD repeat domain 20b. The transcript is spliced from 4 exons. Gene Ontology annotation, molecular function: protein binding. The record is from RefSeq and is a predicted model, not a curated record. Lineage: Eukaryota; Metazoa; Chordata; Actinopteri; Cypriniformes; Danionidae. The coding region runs from base 13 to 1728 and encodes 571 amino acids.